Paramuricea clavata is the source of this 12798-nucleotide messenger RNA. NCBI's taxonomy places the organism in Eukaryota, Metazoa, Cnidaria, Anthozoa, Malacalcyonacea, Plexauridae. The record is from the annotation of a GenBank genome assembly.
CAAAGUUACAAAUGCGCAAAAAACACAAAUCGUAAAAUUUAUUUUCAUUUUAACAUUGUUUUAGAUUAUUGAAGGCAGUCGGAAAAAAAGUGUGUUACAACUCCCCACGACAAGCGAUAAGGUCAGUUAAUAUGGUUAAUAUUUGGUUAAGUAAUAUUUAUACUGGAUUUUGGUCAUCAGGUUCGUCCUAAUAAAUGUAUAAAAUUCAAAUUCGAUAUUUCCAUGUACAAGAUCCAUUUGUGUAUUUGAUCAGCGAUGCAUCUCACCAUAGUUACUAUUAACUAUGAUCUCACCAAGCGGCAAGCGGUUUGUCUACCGAAACUAAGGGGCUGUUCAUACGAUCCCACUUACCGAGACGUCUUGCCUACCGAGACGAAUAUUUCCUUGCGUUCAUAUGGAUUAUUUCGUCCCGCUUGCCGAGAUGAAAUUACAAUGCAGUUCCGUAAUUAGCGUAUGCAAAACUUCUACAUUUCAGUCAAGCAAAACAAAUACUUAGCGAUUUUAGUGUUUUUCUUUGUUUAUUUACAAACAAAGUAUUGUUUUAGGUGCAUAUUUAAUACUAGUUUACAAAACAAACAUAAAACCAAGUAAAAAGUGUUAAAUUAAACCGGCAAGACUUGUUUGACUUUAUCCCGGUAAGCGGGCUGGCGUGUUCAUAUUUUCAUCCCGCCUACCUAUGAUCUCGGCAAGCGGGCCAGCUCGCUUUCUCAUAUGAACACAAUAGCUCAUCGGUAAGCGAGACGUCCCGGUAAGCGGGAUCAUAUGAACAGGCCCUAAUUACAAAACUUGUACACAGUCGGCAAGUACUUGUCGGCAGUUAGUUUCAGUAUAUACGAAAGACGCUAGCUUUUUAAAGCCCAUAAGCCGCAGGAAAGCAAUAUAUUUCAUUACUAGUUAAAUCAACAUUAAAUAAACAAUUGCAAAUAUAAUUACGCCGUUUGCGAUUGGGGGAUUAACUUCGGUUUGUUUUUCUUCAUAGCGCAGUAGUUAAGAAACAUAAGCUCACAAUGUGUAAACUUUCUAAAAAAUUUAAUGUCACUAUGUAGGAUUAGAGAAUUUGAUUAAUUGAACUAACUCGUGCGAAAUGAAGGCGAUUUACCGGGCAAGUCGGCACAUGACUCGAAUCUCGCCUCAUUGAGAUCUGCAUGGUCUUUAUUAACGCAUGUAAAAUUCAACUUCUGUUCAUAUCAGAAACAAGCCAGCCCAGCUAAGCGAGAUCUCGUUUCGCGCUAGGUGCAUCGCAGUCAAGUGAAAUAAGAAGGCCUUAUCCCAUCUGACCAGGGUGGACAUUUUUUGCUGAUUUUGACCUAGAAUAUGGUACUGAACGGCAGGAAGGAAUUGAACCUACGGCCCUGCGAUUCCGGUGCAUGCAGCGCUCUAACCAACUGAGCUACAGAGGCCAGUUGACGAGCUCUAACCACAAGUUCAUGUAUAUAUAUACUAAGAUGAUUCCAAUGUAUAAGGCGUAUGGGUAAAUAUCUGAUGGAUGUAUAAAAUUUAACUAGAAAGCCCAAAAUCAUGAUAUAUAGCAUUUCGAAGCAAUAUCAUAUCGGAUUAAAAAAGCUGGCAUCGUAGCCAAAAUCCACCAGUUCGGCUGUAGUAAAUGUAGAUGCGAGCUAGUUAAUUACACGCAUCAUUAAGCAUUUAAUUAGGUGCGUUGACAUUGGGAGGUUGAAUAAUUUUACUUCAACGGCGAACUUCAAAGAGGUCUUUAGAAGUCGGCUAUAUAUAAGAAAAAAAUCACAGUUUGCAAUUCAAAUUGAUAGAGACUCGAGGUGUUUACGCGGGAUUUGAGUACACAAAAAACGCUGUGGUCAUUCUCACCUAAGGUGGAGGUUUACUGUAUAUUUACUCUGUUUGCGCUGUGGUUUGUACCUAAACUGGCUACAAGUCGAUGAAGUAUAUGGUUUAGUGAGAUUUUGGUAUGUAUAUGUUUAAAUCUAGAAUAAUAUAUGCUUAUAUAUUGCAGUGAUGCUUGGCUUUAUGCCGGCAUAGCAGAGAUAAAUUUAUAUUUACCGUCAAAAUUCAACGAUUUUGCCUUCGAGUUUGGAUAUCUAGCACAUAUAUAUAACAUAUACGAACAUAGAACCGAGCGAAUUUGCCUACGGAUGGCGGAAAAAACCGGCACGGCCAGGUUCUAGAAUAUGCCGGGCACAAUUUCACGCACGGUAAAUAUUUCAGAACCCAUCGUGUGCAACAAUGCUAUAUAUCAUUUUAAAGCUUAUAAGAUGCUCAAACGGGACCGUCAUGAUUAAAUUUUAGAUGUAGGUGUACAUAAUUUGAAAAUUGUUUUGAAAAAAAAUGGCUGGCGAGGCGUCAUUAAAUUCUAUCUGCUCUGAACCUAUCAAUCGUUGGGAUGUAAUCUUUGCUUUUGUGCAGUGAUGUGCAAAAUUAGGAAAUCAGGAGGGAAAGUGAGAUAGUCUGAAGCCUGGUUUAAGUUUCUGUGAUCACAGUAGGAAUUUUGCAUAGGUAAAUUCGAAAUGUUUAACACUGAGUCGAUUCCUUCAAACGUUUCUGACAAAUCCUUCUAAACUUAGAAUUUACCAAUGCAAAAUUCCUAUACUGUGAUCACAGAAACUUUGAUAGUGUAUAAAGCCAACAUAAUUCAACGCAUGCAAAACGGUAAAAUCAUAUUAUAAGCUUGAAUUCUUCCCUGCCAAAGACGUAAAUUAUUUUGGCCAGUGAUACGGUGUCACGGCCAAGAAACCCUUGAUAAUUGACAGAAUGCGACAUUUAACGUGUCUGCGAUAUCUCAAAAAUCAAUCUCCCUGCCAAGGUCAAAAUGUGACCAGUCACUAUGUGAAGGACUUGAAAAAUUUGAGCGGUCAUAUUAAAAACCUGACCGGUCAUUAAUUGUCCGGUGAUCACCCGCUAUUUUGAGCUCUGCCCAUUGAACGCCAUGUAUGUAUACAUAUAAAACACGCAAGGAGCUCGAACAUCAAACAAUUAAUCAUUUUGGGGAAUUUCAAGAAAAGUUUGAUAAUCCAAUUUGUGUUCAUACCAUAGGGCUUCACAUUAGGUUUUAUAUGGCAAGUUCUAUUUUUCAAUAGGUGUGCGGCAAUUUUGUAUGAAAAAUGCCUCUAAGCUGCACAGACGAGUAAAUAAACUUUUCAUUGAAAACUCGCUCGUUUGUACGUUCAUUCCAAGCGCAAUACAUGAUUGAUAUAUUUGGAUUUGUUUGAAAUAUCAGCAAGCUCUUUUUUAUAUAUAUAAUAUUUCAGAUAGGAUUAUACUUGGUUUUCAAUCUAUAUUCGGUAACACAAUGGCAAAAAGUAGGCCCUUCACAGCCAGACGUUAAUUGUACACUUAUGUUGUGAUUAUUUCUGUGAUAUUGGCUCAUUCUAAAGUGUUAUUCGGAUAAACAGGAAACUAUACCCAAUCCCAAAAUCUAUAUUUUAUCAUGGCGAAGAAUUAAAUCGUCAGAGCAAGGCAUUAUUUGCAUGUAUUUCAGUGGGGUUUUUUUCGCAGAAAAGAAUCCGCGUGGGGGUAUAUUUUCCUCGCCGCGUAUAUAACGUUAUCCGCUGGCUGUAUCCGUUAUCCGCGUUUUAUGUAAUCGUACGUUUAGCAUACACCUAACAGUGAAAUAAAGAAGUUACUAGAAGCUAGAAUAAAAACAAACUGAUUUGUUAACCUUCUUGACCAAGCACAACAAAUUCAAGUGGCGUAAAAAGUUCUCUGUGAAUGUUAAAAAUAGAACUCGAACCGUCCUGACCGCGUAGCUCAGGCCCUGUUUACACUAUACCGGAUUCGCUGGUCACGACAUCUUCUUUUGCCGUUACGGAGCAAUGGUUAGUAGCAAAUGCUUAUUAGUUUAACAGAAUUGGCAUGUUUAUUUGGGUUUCUGAGAUUAAAAAUCUUCACAGUCUUUCAAUACCUACAAAAUUUGACCCACUCCGAUAGCAAUCCGGUAUAGUGUAAACGGGGCCUCAGUUGGCAGAGCAUUGGGCUAGUAUUCCAAAGGUCGUAGGUUCGAUUCCCACCGUGGCCAGGCAUAUUUUUCAAGCCUGCCCGGUGUGGAUAUACACUCAGAGUAACAUCACAAGCAUAAUAUAAUUGAUGUUUUUCAAGUGAAGUCCAGAGCAGACAAGUAGAAAACUACUUGAUCAUGGGGAAUUGUAAUAAGAUAUAUUGCGCGAUGUUCUCCAAGUAAAGUCCAUAUCAGACAAGUAGAAAACUAGCUCCUUGAUCAUGGUUGGAUUUGUACUCAGGUAGAUAUUGGGUGACGUUCUCCAAGUGAUAUCCACAUCAGACAAGCAGAAAAUUUCAGUUUGGUCUUGUUAUCAAACAUCCCCCCCCCCCCUGACUAGUUUCAAACAUAUCAGGAAAUAUCAUUGACUUGGUUAAUCGCAAAGGGGGAAACAGGGGGAAAGAAUUAAUUGUUUAGAAGAGAAAGCGCGCAAUAACAAGAGGAAACGGCUCUUUAAAAAUUACCAUAUAUAAAUAGUGUCCCCACAUAGACACGUCUUUCACACAUUUAAAACCACUUCAAUGCGUUUCUCCAUGGUUCAAAGAUGGAUUUAUUUUGAUGUUAUCUCGAUCGUAAGUUGUUCAUUUGCUUUACCUUUCUGCGUUUUAAGUCGUCGUAAACGACGGCAAAUUCAUUUAUAAGCAAAUUAAGCUAGGUAUAUCGUAUCUGAAUGCCAUUUAUUUGCCUCCAAAACAUAUCAUGGAAGAAUUCAAAUUAUUUUCUCGCUCUGAUAUAACUGCAUAAAACACUCGUAAAGAUCUCACAGCCUGUCAACAAGACGUGUUCGCAAUGCUUGUUCCCAGUUGUUGACAAGUCUGGAACAAGUUGUUAUCAUCUUGUAACAAGGUUGACGAGGCCAACACACUCGCAACAAGUUGUUCCAACAAGUCUGAUAUCGUCUGCACGUAACAAGUUGUUAACAAGUUGAUGACAACAAGCUCGUGGCAACUUGUUACGAACAGCCUGCAUUAGUCUUGUUGGAACAACUUGUAGCAAGUCUGUUACCGUCAUCAACCUUGUAACAAGAUGAUAACAACUUGUUCCAGACUUGUCACAACAACUGGGAACAAGCAGUGCGAACACAUCCUGAUAUCGGCUUCACAACAAUCUGUAAUAACUUGUGCGUUUUUACGUGUGUAAAAUUUUUAUUUUUCGAUUCGUUUCUCAAUCGGCAAACAAACUUAAAAAGUAUGUUUAGUGCUUUAUCUGUAAAAUAAUGCUAAAAUGAAGAGAUUUUAGAUGUACGCCAAAGAGAGAAUGAUGUCUGAAGUUCAGUAAGUUUUGCUUAUAUGGCUGUAAAUAUGGCGUCAAUUUUAAAGCAUCAUUUAUAAUUGUAGUUCAAUUGACAAUUUUUUCCCUAUUAUUUUACGUUUUUCAAUGGGCAAAUGCAUUAAAAAGGUAGCUAACUGUAUAAACUAGAGAAUAAAGCUAAAACAAAACAAUUUUGAGAGGUAUACACCAAAACAAUUUUUGGUUUUGAACACUUCAUCGCACGUAGAGAAAGAAUUGCCUCUUGGUUUUCUCGGAAGAGAACACUUGUUCUCCGGAAAACGCAGGAAUAUAUUGGACAAAGAUUCUUAAUAUGAUUGUGAUUGGCAGUAUUCAUUUUGAGAGGAAAAUUUUUUUUUAGUCUCGCAUUCAGAGGAAAAUUCCGAGUCUCUGAAGAGGGAUUAUAGCCCGGGACUGCAGAGAUAUUCUGGAGGAUUCUAUAAACUUGCAAUUCUGAUUGAUGCUGUAUUCGUUCUGAAGAACGUCAAAAAAGUCUGAGCAAUUUAAUUGUCUCGAAUUUUUUAAUCAGAAUAAUUGUCUGGGCAAUUGGACUAGAAAACCUACAAAAUUGUCAAAAAUGUAAAGUAUUUCAAUUUUAUUAAGAAUGAUGCUUGUGAUGUUACUCUGAGUGUAUAUCCACACCGGGCAAGCUUGAAAAAUAUGCCUGACCACGGUGGGAAUCGAACCUACGACCUUUGGAAUACUAGCCCAAUGCUCUGCCAACUGAGCUACGCGGUCUGGUCGGUUCGAGUAUUAUUUAGUUAUUUAGAUAACAUUGAUAUCGAAGGAACUAGAUUCUGUUCCGAAAUAUCACAUACUCGAACCGACCAGACCGCGUAGUUCAGUUGGUAGAGCAUUGGGCUAGUAUUCCAAAGGUCGCAGGUUCAAUUCCCACCGUGGUCAGGCAUAUUUUUCAAGCUUGCCCGGCGUGGAUAUACAAUCAGAGUAACAUCACAAGCAUCAUAUUCACCUGAGUAUAUACACAAACACCGAAAAAUUCAUGUAUUAAGAAUAUUUCGUUACUACUCGCGUCCAAAAUCACUGUCUGUCAGAGUUGAAACGUCGGGUUAAGUGCGUCAUUGGAGUGUAAUUCUCAUUAUUUCCGUCGUCUCCAGUGCUUCGUAGCGAACGACGGAAGUGUAUCAAGAUGAGAUUAAACAAAUCUUUCCUAUUUAUCAGUCUCGAAGUACAAGAUUACUUCAUAUAAUGAAAAGAAUGAACAUUAUUCUCUCACUCUGAUAACUGCAGGUCGAACACCAUCUAGUGCACGAUAGUACUUUGUAAACCAGCUGUAUAAAAUGUUUCGAUGCGAAUCGACGCCAGUUAAACGAGGAUUUGAGUUCAUGUGAGAGAUGUCACGCAUUGUUGCAGGGGGCAUUUCAAGCUCUAGACUAACGAAAAGGUUUGAUGUGUGUUCCAAGUAGGAAUGUUCGGUAUGAGAAAUUUCCGAUAUCGGUAUACCGAAAAAAUUAUACCGAUAUUAUCGGUAUACCGGUUUACCUUUGAUAAUUAUAAAGGAAAAUUCUUUAAUGGGAAUUCGAUGGAAAUUUUGAGUAACUCUAAAAGGGAAAACGAUAAUUAUGAAGCUGUUUCGAAAUCUAAAUCAUUUCAGUAGAAAGUUCUUUGAAUUGCCAUUCAGUAGUAAAAUAAAGGUUAUGGUUUUGCCAUAUAGUUGGUAAAUGUAAUACGGUAUACCGAAAAAUUCCGGUAUAUCGGAAAUUUCUGUAUAUCGGUAUGGCUGAAUAUCCGGUAUCGAUAUACCGAUAUUGAUUUAAUACCGAUAUUUUCGGUAUAUCGGUAUACUAAGCUAAAUUACGAAGGAUGCAGCUCAACCUGAUCCAGUCGAAGGCUUUCUAAGGGCGCUUUUCGAAGGCUUUCAUCAACAACGCUUUGAUCUGUGAAACAAUGUAAUUUUUUCUAUCUUUCUUUCAGACAUGAGCAACCAAGAGAAACAGGGGAAAUCAAAAGGCGUACUAUUACGUCGCUCUAAACAACAGCCAGAUGGCAAGGCUAUCCAAGGGCUCGUCUUCGACCACCCUUCGAUGCCGAAAAUCGUCACCAUCUCAUCUGCUCCUCGGACGAAAUCGUCGAGUGGAAAUAACCCCACCGUGCAUCGGGCUCGUAGGGAACACAACCCCACCGGGGGGAAAUCCCUUACCGGAGAAAACCCCCCUACCGGAGAAAAAUCCCCUGCCGGGGGAAAACACCCCACCGCGCAUCGUCCUCAUGAACAAUAUGAAACCGGACAUUUUACCCGUCAACAUGCCGCUAGGCAUUCUGCAGCACAACCAGCGACCACCGUACAUUACACCCCGGCUCAAUACCCCACCGUAUAUCGAACCUCGGCACAAAACCUCUCCAGUUCAUCGCCCCCAGCCUUGAUCCGUACGCCAAGUCAAUAUUCGACCCAAACUCCCGCCAGUGUUAGGCAGUUUCACGCAGCUAACGCCGAACGCGUUUUAGACGGUUCACGAGCCGAAAUCGCAACACAAAGUGGAAAAUCACAAAUUCGCUUUCCGUCCUAUUACCGAAGUGGUCCUUUGCCUUCCACGCUAUCUGCGGCACAGAACACGCAAUUUCAAUACGCUCAGCACGAACCGAAUUCACCACGCACGCAAGAAACAACGUUAAGGCGAAACUCGACCGGGGCACUUCGACACCAUUUGCAAAAGAGAGCGCAACUGCGCGAAAACAUCGUACAACAUUCGCACAACAUUCCAAACAUCGUACAACAUUCGCACAAUAAUCCAAACAUCGCACAACAUUCGCACAACAAUCCGCAAGACUCGAUAGAGUUGGGUACAGAUGAGUUUUCUCGUGAUUUUCAUCUGCACGUUUGGCGUGAAAGUCACGAACGGGCCAUAAACGAGUGGAAUCCACCCAUGCCACCCAUACGCAGGCUAGAUCAGCCUACACGCGGGCUAGAUCCACCUGUACGCAGGUUAGAUCAUCCUGUGCAUUUGCCACUGACCUCUGGUCAUAAUGUGGAUGGAACUAUGCCCCGUUAUCGGUCUUUGUCGACCAGUGCUGGCUUCCCAGGGGAAAGGGGGGACCACUUGUCCCAUCAGCGACCUAACCCGCAACCUAGGGCUUCCCCUGUCCCUUCAAACCUCCCCCCUGGACAAUAUGGAAAUACACGAUCUCCUAGAGAAAUGCGGAGAUAUAGUACCGGACACGUGGAGUUAGCAUAUUCCGAGGUUUGCACUACCGAACCCCAAAACUCCCCCGAAGAAUGGACUUACGAAGAUCAUAGCCCUAGGGUACGAAGUGCCGAGGGUACGAAUGCCCGAGUACCAAGUGCCGGGAGUAUAAGAAGAUCGAGCAACAUCACGGAUGAGUAUAUCCCGGUAGUACCAAAUGCCGAGGGUCGUAAUUCGCAUAUAGUAAAUUCCGGUCACCUAAGAAGUUCAUCCAGUAAUAGUAUCGAGGACUAUAACCCGGUAGUACGAAAUGCCGAGGGUCGAAAUUCGCAGAUAGUAAAUUCCGGUCACCUGAGAAGCUCAUCCAGUAAUAGUAUCGAGGACUAUAACCUGGUAGUACGAAAUGCCGAGGGUCGAAAUUCGCAGAUAGUAAAUUCCGGUCACCUGAGAAGCUCAUCCAGUAAUAGCAUUGAGGACUAUAACCCGGUAGUACGAAAUGCCGAGGGGAGAAAUCUCGAAGUACUAAAUGCCGGUAACAUAAGAACGCCCAGUAAUACUAGCGAGGAUUAUAAUCCGGUAGUACGAAAUGCCGAGGGGAGAAAUCUCGAAGUAUCAAGUGCGGAUAACAUAAGAAAAUCAAGUGUUUCCAAUGAAAGUGAAGCUCAGGCAAACGUUCAACGACGUCGUCGAAGACGAACCAGACAACAAAAUCCACCGACAGUUGUGGUCAUUUCCGAUUCGGACGAUGAAGAAAUGAGAAUUCUUACUCCUCUUUCGAAUGACGAAUUUGACCAAGAUGUCUUCACGGUUGAACCCAAUAACCAAGCAGGCCAACCCUACCCUGUUGUACGAGAGAGCUUGGGUUCACCGCAUAGCAGCGAAAGCGAGGAGGCUUGUAUUAUCACGAAAGUAAAAGCACCGGGCAAGAAGAGUAGCCGUGAGUUACAAAAAUUGAACGGGUCGAGUGAGACUGGACAGGAGUCACGUGCGUACGACGUCAACAAUAAUGAAAGUAGAGAGGGGGUGGGAACAAGUGGCGAACAGUGUCGAGAGGGCAUGGGAAUGAGUUCUGAGCAAAGUCGAGAGGGAGUGGAGGCAAGUUACAGGUCUGUGUUAUACGAGCGGGAAAUCACAGGACAGACAGGUACACAGAGGGUCAUUAUGAGUGAACAGUUGUUUGUCAAUAAUAGGGGAACUAAACGACCUUUGGAGGAUAAAAGACAGUAUUUUGUAGCCGGGUCUGCAGAAAUUGCUGGAUCUUCCUUGGAUUGCGCCGCCAGGAAAAUUCGUCGCGUUUCAUGUAAUGAACUAGACAGUAGAAAUGCUCACACAAGAUCGAGUACUGAUUUAACAGUGGAUUUUAAGACUUGUCGCCAAUCUUCACAAAAUAAGCACGGUCCAGGACUCAAGCUCACGAGAAGCCACGACGAUAUGCCGACGUUGGUACGAUCUCGUUCGGAAAAUGACGAGCAGAUUAGCAAGCCAAAAUGGAAAAGCGAACGUUCUACUAGUCUAACAUAUGACAUUAGCACGUUUUCAAAGCAAGAAGAAAAUACAGAGAAUUGUAUUAUCAAGCCAGGAGUUGAACUGAUAGAAAGUCGCAAACUUUCAGCAAAAACUGCAAGCGAGAUGAAACCGCAUUGCAACGUAUGUUUCGACAGACGUGUUAUCCGUGUGUCUGAGCUGCUACCAGAGGCGAGUGGUUUAGUGUCACGUGACGAAAUUCAAUGUCGCAAUUGUGACCGCGUUCUGAACGAGUGUGAUAGUCCUGGGAACGACAUUGCUCAUACUGUUGUGAAUUUCCCCAAAUCCGGUCCAAAACCGACUGGAAUUGUGGUUGGCAUAAAACAGGCUCCGGAAGUAGAACCGCUGGAAUCUAAGACUGCGGCCUUAGAAAAAGAAUUGAAGCAACUGCUAGAAUGUAAGAAACCCGCAAAGAAUUCUGGUAUAACCUACGUCAUACACGAAGAUGAUGACGUCAUGUAUAAAGAUAAGACAUUGAGUAAGGUCAGCGAUGAUUUAGAUGUACUUCAUUUCAGUGUGGUUAAAAGGGAUUCUGAUGUCACGUGGACAAAUUCGAAAGAUCACGUGAAGAACACAACAAGUUCACGUGAUCAAGUGCAUUCGUCGCAACAGUGGGAAGCGUAUUCGCUAAAACUCGAGCAAGAACAAAUGGCUAAACACAGUUGUGGUAGAAAAGAAAGCAACGUUUUUAAUAUCAAACGAAAUUCCUGGGAAGAAUUAAAGGAAAAGUUCGCGAGUGUGGGAAAACGCGAUCGCGUGUCGUGCUCUGACGCGACUCGAAAGCGUGCACAUUCCGGUGAAAACGUGUUGGAUACUUUGUGCCGCAAAUCGUACAGAUUUCACGAUGCGACCAAGAAACUACAUGAUGAAUAUAAACAACGGAAAUUGUCUGAAGAAAGCGUAACGGUUAAUUCUUCUGACAAAGUGAGUGAGCUUUUGGACAGCCGCGAUACUUGUGAAAAUGAUGGAACACAAAACACAGACAUUCAAAAUGAAGCCAUAACUCCUAGUUCUUAUUCUUGCACCAACGUUGCCAAGAUCCAGGAGUUUAGUCCCGCGGAAGACAAACUCUACGAGAUUCGACUCUCGGAAGAAAAACCCUUCGAAGUAAAUACCCGGGAAAAACACCCCUACGACAUUCGACCCUCGGACAUAAACCCCUCCUUAAUUGAACCCACAUCACCGGGUAAAGAACCCCAAGCUGCAAGAAGCCCUCAAAAAGAAGAGCUUUCUUUGCAAGAAUGGACAGAAAUAUUACAAGGGAGAAUUUCUCAAGUCAGGGAAAGCAUCGAGGAAGAAAGAACUCCGUGGAAAACGAAAAAUAAGAAAAAAGUUCUGGAAAAACUCGAGAAUCAUUUCACGUGGAUAACGGGACCGGAUGUGGACGAAGCCAUUUUCGUUUCGCGAAAGUUGCAGUUUUUUCAAACCAUGAGGAAACAAUAUGAGCUGAUGAAUAAGAUUAAAGCUCAAAGACACACUAUGAAAUUCUCGGACGGCCCAGCACCGGUUCUGGAAAAUGUGGAGAAACCCAAGGCAAAAUCUGCCAAAGAAGUGGUGGUUUGCAAAAAGACGAAGGAUGUCAAGAAAACUGCCAAAUGUAAGCCUAAAAGGUAAGCAUGCUGACUCGUCACGUGAUUUGAUACGACGAAAAGAACCACUAUUUUUUAUGUCAGGCUGAAGUGGUUCUUAUACAGGGUGUAUAAAAAAAAAACGAGACCUUUAGAAAGCUAUUGUUGGGAAGCACAAGAUUUUAACGCGUUAAAUUAAUCAGCACAUAAUUCACAUGUCGGACGAAACCAAAUUAAAGUUGUUAAAUAAAUUCGCCAUGCAUAAAAUUCACUUCUAUUCUGGAUUCAGCAUAGUACUGUGCAUUCGAAUCUCAAUAAUAGCUUGAUUUCUAGAGGUCUGGGUUUUUUUAUAUAUAACACUUGAAUUCACAUGCAAUAUUGACUGCGCUAUUGAUUUGAGAAUGUUGAACCACUGUUUUUGAAAAUGCCAAAAAUUAGCAUAAAACAAGCUUAUAAUUACCGAUGUAGUUAUACUUGUUAAGUAAUAAAUAUUUUUAUUUUGCCGGUAUCUCGCUCAAUAUUGCAUGGGAAUUCAAGUGUUAUAUAUCAAAAUCUAAGUUAGUCCUUUCUGAAUCCAAUGAUCUUUAUUUCAUUGCGAUAGCUUUUAUACCUUUUACGUUACAUGAAAUCAACCAGUGUCCAGUUUUUUGGGGGACACCAGGUAGGUACUUAGGUAGGUAGGUGGUGAUAAAUGAACUCAGAUUUUCCGCUUUUCCCUCUAGUGUGAAAAACAGCCAAGGUGGUAUGAUGAAAAAGAUAAGAAAAGCAGUCCUUUCCUAAAUUAUAACCGAGUCAAGGACGCGCAUCUUUUUUAAAAGGACGAGAAUAAUUCGCAAAAUUAAUAUUGAUUGUUAUGUUGAGAUUUUGUUGUGUUUGCAGAAGUUAUUUAAUAAUACAAUGAGGAAAUUGUAAAUAUUUAAAAGACUAUUUAAAUGUUUGAGAAUUUUUUGUACAUAAAAGCCGUGAAAUUUUGGUAGUUUUUAUAAAUCAUCGAUCACCGAAUAAUUUGUAACAAUAGAAACACUUGGCUAAUGUCUGUUUUUACACAAUUCAGAAUAGAACAAAGGUAGCUGGGCUUCAGAUUUAUCCACAUUUGUGAAUAACUCUUAUACAUAAUUUUAAAGCUUAGUUAACUUUGUUCUAUAUUCUAUGCUUAUGUCAACUAGAACACUUGUAGUUAACUAGGCAUGCGAGUUGUGAAUUUGCCGUACGUAAUUGUGAAUUUGAACUCAAGUUGUGAAUUUGCCGUAGUUAUGAAAGCAUAGAAUGGAAUAAAGAUGUCAAAGCGUUAGAAUUACCAAUACGAGUGAAUAAAAUUUCAGCCACUUAA